This is a messenger RNA of Coccomyxa subellipsoidea C-169, 1983 nucleotides long. RefSeq lists its product as hypothetical. The transcript has 13 exons. The coding region runs from base 1 to 1623 and encodes 540 amino acids. Lineage: Eukaryota; Viridiplantae; Chlorophyta; Trebouxiophyceae; Coccomyxaceae. The record is from RefSeq and is a predicted model, not a curated record.
AUGGCCUACAAGUAUCUUGAUGUGCCUGGAGCGCUCGGGGCGGCAGGGGAGAAAUAUGGGGGGGUAAUUCUGGGGGUCACCGUGCUCAAAACCCUGAUAGCCUGGCUGGCGCCUGAUCUGGCGCGCACCGUGCGCAUGUGGCGCCAAUUCCUGCCCAUCUACCUGCGCUGCCGCUGGACCAAGUGGCGCUACCAGGAGGCCCGGGGCUAUACUGCGCGGGAAGUGGAGAGGAAGUGGGCUGUUAGGCAUGAGGCGGAGGGAACAGCGGUAUACGAAAUGCUGCUGGACCUCUCUGGCAUGUAUGUCAAGAGCGCGCAGAUUCUGGCUUCCAAGGGCGACUUCAUGCCGGCUCCCUGGGUGAGGAAGCUGUCUGCCAUGUUCGAUUCGAUGCCCCCCAAGCCCUGGCACGCCGUUCAACGGGCGCUGCUGAGGGAUCUGCAGGAGAGCCCGGCCGGGCAGCUGAGGGCGCUCCACGGGCAGCCCGCACUGAUGGAAGCUUUCCUAGAGACAGUGGAACCUGCACCCAUGGCUUCUGCUUCCAUCGCACAGGCGCGGAACCCCAUGCAGCAUACUUGGAUGGUGCACGGCGCGGUGCUGAGCAAGGGGUUGAUAUCAGAAUUGAAUUGGCGCUGGCGGCACGGUCCGAGCGUGGUGCUGAAAGUGCAGCACCCCGACAUGAAGGGCCUGAUGGACAGCGACGUGCGCAACCUCGGCCGGCUCGCCGAUUUUGUGCGGGGAACCCUGCCGUUCGAUAUCUUCCCCGUCCUGGGGGAGAUGCGCGAAACGGUGCCCAAGGAAUUUGAUUUUCUGCGCGAGGCCCGGCUGAUGCGAGUCAUCGCUGCUCGGCUCAAGGCCGCGGGCAUUGAAGGCGUCAUCGUUCCAGAGCCCCUUAUGGCUCUGUCUUCUCAGCAGCUGCUCGUGAUGCAACGCAUGCCCGGCAUUCCCUUUUCGCGCAUCCUGGAGGCGGCCGUGCUGGCGCCAGCUGUGCGCCAGCGUGCGCAGCGUGCGGUGACUAACCUGCUGCAUGCGUUCGGCUGCACCAUGCUGCAGCAGGGGCUCUUCCAAGCCGACCCCCACGCCGGCAACCUGCUCCUGCAGGAGGAUGGAACGCUGGUGCUGCUGGACUUUGGGCAGUGCAAGGCGCUCACGGCGCAUCGGCAGCGAGCCCUCGCGCGGCUAAUUAUUGCCCUCGACAAGGGCUGGCCGUCAGGGGUCGUUGCAGCGUUGAAGGGCAUGGGCAUGGAGUUCAAGGGGCUGGACGGCAAAGCAGCCGACCCCCUGCUCGUGACAAUCGUCGCCAACAUAAUCUUUGAUGUCAGGCAAGUACUUUUCUUUUCCGUCUUUUGGAGCACACCAGCUCUAGGCAGCUCAAGUAGGCCGAUGCCGGAGGCGCUGGUGUGCCCACUGUCGGCGGAGGCGACCAUAAAGAAGAUUCCACUCGCGCAUUUCCCCCAGGACCUAUUCCAGGUCGGCCGCUCCGUCAUGAUCUUGCGAGGCCUCACGCAUGCUCUGGGCAUGGAUGUCCGGGCGGCACAGAUUUGGCGCAAGUAUGCAGAGGCCGCACUGGCCGACCCCGAACUGGACAAGCGGGCCGAGCAGAACCUCCGCUACGAUGACGGCUGAAGCGGUGAUUGAUGUCAGGAUUUCUACUGAUCACCCCUGACGGCGGCUGAAGGAUAAUUGAUGAUAGGGUUCUUUUAAUCACCCCUGAUGAAGGCUGAGGGGCCCGCUGCUGCCUGAUUUGGCGCGCCUGGGGAUCUUAGGAAAAAUGGCGUUGUACACGAAACACAUUCUACCAUUCUUGCUCAGGGAUACUGGCAUAACAGCCUUGCUACAGCGAGCAACUCAAAAACAAAACGGAAGAUCCCAGACGCAACAACUCGUUAGGUUUGCAGCACGUGGCACGCUCAGCUGAUAUACUCUUUGCAAGGGCACAAGGAAUUCCACAUGCAGUAAUGAUGCAGUAAUGACACGUGUGCACAC